AUGAAGGUGGAAUCCACCAAGAGCACUGACGAGUGGCUCGGCUUGUCCAAAUAUGUGAGACCUUCGCUGUCAGAUGCUGGCCACCAGAUCCUGGGGGCAACGAAGAAGUCCUACACCUACAACGCAGAGCGUGUGCUGGGCAGUGGCUCUUUCGGUGUCGUUUACCAGGCUGUUGUGGUCGAAACUGGUGAGUCGGCGGAAAGCUGA
Symbiodinium pilosum is the source of this 207-nucleotide messenger RNA. NCBI's taxonomy places the organism in Eukaryota, Dinophyceae, Suessiales, Symbiodiniaceae. The record is from the annotation of a GenBank genome assembly.